Scatophagus argus is the source of this 6193-nucleotide messenger RNA. RefSeq names its product tectonin beta-propeller repeat containing 2 (gene tecpr2). Gene Ontology annotation, molecular function: protein binding. The transcript is spliced from 28 exons. NCBI's taxonomy places the organism in Eukaryota, Metazoa, Chordata, Actinopteri, Scatophagidae. The coding region runs from base 498 to 4586 and encodes 1362 amino acids. The record is from RefSeq and is a predicted model, not a curated record.
UGAGUUUCCGCUUCCUGCCAUUCAUUAAUACAUUUAUUUAUGAAAUUAUUCUCUGUCUGAAAAUAGUUAAUCAAGACAUUGAGAGGGAAUACAGACUUCGAUUAAUGGGUCUUUGGGGAAAAAAAAUGUAAACAGAAAAAUUAAACAGAAAAUAAAGGAUGUUAUUAUCUGCACUGUCAGCAGGAGGCGCCGUUUGUUGACAGCAGAUCAGUAUCAGGAUGAGAGCUGUCAAACAGGGCGAUGUCAUCUGUCAUUUUUAAACAUCCUACUGUAAUUAAAACAUCCGUAACAAUAUCUGAGAGGGAACCUUCAUCGUGAAGUCUUAAUUUCAGAACAAGCUGUUGAGCUAUUGGUAACUUGACGGUGGCAUCAUCUCCCCCAGCGACAGCGUCACACAAACUCCGUUCAAGAAAUAGUCAAUUUAGUAUCUCUCAAGUUUGACGAGCAUAAAUCUAGUGCCAAGCAUGAUGUGCAGCUGAGUCCACUUUGACAGAAAUAUGGCGGCCCAGCCGACCCCACCAUCAGUCCUAAGAGAGUUCUGUCCACUCUACUACCUGCUUAACGCCAUCCCAUCCAAGGUGCAGCGUGGAUUCAGGUCUGUCCUGGUCUACCUUACGGCUCUGGACAGCAGCAGUGACUUCCUGGCGGUGGGCAGCAGCAUCGGGAUGCUCUACCUGUACUGUCGUCGCCUUGCACAUAUGAAUAAGUACAGCCUAGAGGGAAAGGGUGAUGCCAUCACAGCUGUGAAGCUGCUCAGCUGUUUUGAUGAUCUGGUUGCGGUGGGCACAGCGUCUGGUCGAGUUGCAGUCUUCCAGCUUGUGUCUCCACUUCCUGGUCGUAACAAACAGUUGAGGCGUUUCGAUGUGGUUGGCCUCCAUAAAGGCUCAGUCACGUCUUUGGCAUGGAGCACCAAUGGGAUGAAACUUUUCUCUGGAGAUGAUAAAGGGCGGGUUGUGUUCUCAUCUCUGGAACUGGACCAGGGGGUAUGUAAACCUGUGCUGCUGUUUGAGGAGUCCUCAGGUGUGGUUCAGAUGGAGUACAGUCACCAGGUGCUCCUGGUCUCAACACAGCAGAGAUCUCUGCUUUAUUGCACACAGAAACAGGAAGUCCAGCAGCUGGGUACUAAGCCCCGCAAGAGUAGCGGCAGGUUUGGAGCUUGCUUCCUGCCAGGUCUCUGUAAACAGAGCGAUCUUCAGGUGUUCGCUGCUCGACCUGGACUCAGACUGUGGAGGUCUGACAUCAGAGGACAGGUGGAGGACACCCGACUGCUCAAACCACUCUUCAACACACAGAUUCCCCAGUUUGAGUUGUUUCCUCGUCCUUGUCCAAUCGGAGCUUACCGUCCAGCAGACAGACAGCUCGGCCUGCUCACCUGUUUCCUCAGAGAGGGUUGGAUCCUCAGCUGGAAUGAGUAUAGUAUCUACGUCCUCGACUGUCUUAAUGAGGUGAUAAUUGGAGCCUUGGAGAGCAGUGGAGACAUUGUUUCAGUGUCGUGUUGUGACAAUGAGAUCUUCAUCCUGAAAGGGGACAGAGACAUUAUCCGCCUCUCCAACAGUCCUGAGGGACUGGCAUCCAACCUGUCUGAGCUCUCUGUCCGUCUGUCAUCACCUUUGGCCACACCCACCAUCGUCCCUCCAAAUGGAUCAGUGGAAACAGCUCAGCCAAUCAGAACCAUGGCUAUCAUUGUAGAAGGUGGGGGGAAGGAAGAGAGAUUAGGAGGGUGGGAGCGGCACAGUGACGAGGGAGAGAAAGAGGAAGAGGAGGAGGGCGUGGAGGAAGUGGAGGAGGUGGAGGAGGUGGAGGAGCAGCUGCAGGUGAUGGAGCAGCAGUCCAGUUUGUUCACCAGCAGCUCUCGCAGCCGCAGCAGCUCUGUCACCUCCUGGGACAGUCUCCGUGGAAAUGUCCCUGUGACAACAUCCUGGGAGCUGAGCUCCAGACGGUACAGUGCUCCCCUGAACCAGGGGGAGAUGCAGCAGGAGCUGGUGGUAAAAGCCAUCAGAGUGAAGAAGAAGAAGAGGAGACGACAAGAUAGCAGCAGUGGGAGUCGUCUCUCUGAGAGCAGCUACUCAGACUCCAUGUUAGUAGUUCUGGACAGCAGCUGUAGCGACGGAGGAAGUGGAACUCCUCAGAGUGACCGGGCGUCUCUCAUCUGUCUGGACCUUCAAAACCAGGACUACCCAGAACAAGACCACAACCAGGAAGCACAGGGGGGAGAUUUAAACAGAGAUGCAAAGGAUGAAGAGGAGGUGAAGUCUUCUGCCAGCCAGUCUGGCUCUCUUCUCCCUCCAGGAUCCCUGUUCCUCCAAGGUCUGGAGAAUCAGCUGAACCCAGGAAUGGACUCUGGUCCUGGUGCAGAGGCAGAAGUCAUUCCCCCAACCCCGGACGUGGAUCUGCUGCUGGAGUGCACCUUCUCCUACAUGCAUAAAACUGAGGACGAUGAUGGACAGCAGCAGCAGCCAAUGGAUGAGCAGGAGGAUGAGUUUCUGAGUCCUCUGAUUGGAGAAGAGCAGGGGGAGGAGGAGGGUGAUGACAUGACACCCCCUGUUGGUCUGGUGGACCAGAUGUUUUACUCCACUGUGUCCAGUCUGGAAAAAAAACCCAGUAUGUCCAGUGACGAAGAGGGAGACAUCUACGGCCGUACUGUAGCCCCUGAGGGCAGCAGGGGGGACAUCGUCAACUGUCCGUCCAGUCAUAUGGAGAGGACAAUUGACAGACAAUUGGACCAGGAUGCUCAGGACAGAGACACACACAAACCUGAGCAGUUGGCUGAAAGCUGGAUGGGAUAUUCAGGACCAGGAUGUGGAAUACUGAGCCUACAGGUGACUGACAGGCAUGUCUGGUGUCUGGAUUUUAAAGGCGGACUGUUUUGUAGCACUCUGCCUGAAACUGGACUCACCUGGCAGCGUUUUGAAGACAAUGUGCACCAGGUGGCAUUAUCACCUUCAGGUAAUCUGCUGUGGAAGGUGGAGCAGAAGAGCAUGACAGCGUUUGCUUGUGCUAAAGUAUCAGUUAAAGGAAAACGUCAUUGGUACAAAGCUGUGGAGCAAGCAGCAUUCGUGGCUCUGAGCGACGAUUCCGCCUGGAUCAUCCGGACCAACGGAGACCUCUACCUGCAGACAGGUCUGAGUGUGGACCGACCGUGUGCUCGCUCUGUGAAGGUGGACUGUCCCUGUGUGUUCAGCCAGGUGUGUGUGAGAGGCAGCGUGGUCUGGGCUCUGAGCGAGCACAAAGCUUUAUUCUACAGAGAAGGACUGAACAGCUACUGCAGCGAGGGAGAGGGUUGGAAGUAUGACACCGUCAGUGAGGCUCAGGGUGUGGAGUUGAUGUGUGUUGCCCUGGGAGAUGGUGGUACAGCUUGGGCGCUGGAUGGCAGUGGCAGUCUGUGGUUUCGAACCGGCAUAUGUUCGUCCAGACCUCAGGGUGACGAUGACCACUGGUGGCAGAUCAGUAUUUCAGACUAUGUGGUCUUCGAUCAGGGCAGUCUGUUUCAGACACUGCUGCAGGCUACCCAGAGUGUUGCCACGGUAACCAGGGCGCCAGUGGAGCGGGUGGUGGCCUUCCUGUCACAGUACUCGCAGUGCCAGCCGAGCCUGGUCAGUGCCAACUCCAGCGGAGUCUGGGUCGCCUCAGGACGGAACCAGCUACACCUGGCCCGUGGCAGUCUCGUGGGAACUUUCUGGCAGAAUGUUGUUCCCAGAGGAACCGUCUCUGCCACCAGGUGGACCUUCAUCACAUCUUCAGCUGUGCCUCACAGAGAAGGUAUGUUCCUGUGGUUGGCUCAGAGCAGGAAGGACCUGUUCUGUGUUUGGGACCAGGAUGGAGAGCUCCGUCCGUCUUCUGUCCCUCUUCCACCUGAAGUAGAACUGACUCACUUGUCUGCCUGUCGUGAUGCUCUGUGGGGUUUGGACACUCAUGGCCGAGUCAGUAUUCGUACACUGUCUCCAUCCUGUCCCAUUGGACUCCACUGGACGCCCCUGGACCUCAGUCAGCUUGGAAGUGUCCGUCUGGUCAGCGUGAGCUGCGGCAGUCAGAACGUCUGGGCCGUGGACAGUCGAGGAAUUGUUUACUUCAGAGUUGGAACCCAACCUCUGAACCCGAGCAUGAUGCUGCCGGCCUGGAUCCACAUAGAACCACCUGUACUGCCAAUCGGAGUGCAGCUGGUCACUAUUCAGACGAGUCCUAACGAUCGCCUCCUCUGGGUGUUGGACAACAGAGGAAGUGUCUUCGUCAGGAUCGGACUCAGUGAUGAGAUGCCUGUGGGGAUAGACUGGGAGCUGGUACCAGGUUUAGCUGUCAGUCAGCUGGUCCUCAGCUCUCGGACAGUUUGGGUUCGGUGUGUAAACGGAGAUCUGGCUCGACGUUAUGGAAUCUCUGACAGAAAUCCUGCAGGAGAUUACUGGAAGAAGAUACCUGGAAACGCCAACUGGUUAACUGUGUCUCCAGAUGAUGAAUUGUGGGCAGUAACUCUGAUUGGUGGAUUGUCCCGUCGCCUGACGAAGCUCCUCCCACAGACCCCCUGUAGGCCUGCCCACUCAGGCCCUUCCCUCAGCAUGGAUGAUGUUGAUGAGGAAUGGGAGCUUAUCUGACCUGUGACAUCACUGUGAUGUCACCACUGUUUGCCGUUGGUCUGUCUGAUCUGAAUUCACCUGGUGGGACCAUGUGAUGUCACAGUGAUCAGUGACAACACUUCCUGUUUACAGUCAAGAUACUGACAAGAAGCAGGCUGUGUGAUGUCACUACUGGAUCUCACUGAGCAGGCAGGUGACACCACUUCCUGUGUAGUGAUGUCACCUGCCUGCAUUAAUGUUUAGAGGACAGUUCUGAAAGAAGGUGGCUGCCAGACAGGGAGUUGCAGUGGCUGCAAAAUUACUGAAAUUAGACUUUUUGUUUUAACAGGUAGCACUUUAAUCUCUGACUACAGGGGUAUUCAUCAACUGGUUCUGAGUGGUUCUAACUUAUUCCAACUGGUUCUUCAUGGUUGAAACUGAUUCUAACUAUUUCUGCUCAAUGUCAGACUGGGCCUUCCUGGCUCAGACUGGUUUUUAACUGGCCUCUUUUACAUUCCAGUUUAAUUCAGUCUGGCCCUAUGGAAAAACAUUAAAUGGACAUUUCACAUUUUUACUUCAGUUUGGUUCAGUUCAGACUGGUUCCAAACUAGUUGUGACUGGUUUCUCAAUCAAGUAACUUUCCUCCAGUUUAGAAAGGCACAUACCUGUUGAGAGGAGCUCACAUUGGUCCCAGCUAGUUGUAACUGUGUUUUUGUGCCAGUUUUGUUCCAUUAAAAGGACACGUCACCAUUAAGAUUACUUUUGCCUGGUGCAGUUUCUGACUGGUUUUAACUGGUUUUCACCUGGGCUCCUUUUUCUUUUCAGUUCAGCUGACUCUGGUUCAUUAAAGAGACGUUUCUCUCUACACUCUGUUUAUUCUGGCUCCAGCCAGUUUUGACUGAUCCUACUGGUUCUGUGCCUGUCAGUUCAGUCUGAUUUAGUUUAGCUAUCAGAGUUAGCUUCAAGCUCAUUGUUAAAGGGAUAGUUUAUGUGAUGAAUGUACAACUUUAUUUUUUCAGUGAUCUGGACUUAAACAACAGGAUUCAUGUGUAAUUUUUAAUUCAGUUAAUUUAAUUUCAUUUGGUUUUAUUUUUGUUAUCAAACAUAACUUCUUAUGAAGUUCAACGAGUCAUCGAGUGACAGUUUCUGGUUUCCAGACUGGACUGUGUGUUGACUAACGGGUCUACUGUGUGGGUCUCCUGAGGCGUUCCGUUUAUCACAUGUACAGUCGCCAUGGCAACAGGCCGGAACACCACCCACUGGAACUGAUUUAUGAAAAACACGUUAAAAAUUAUAAAAACGAUAACUUUAACUCUGAGAAGGUUCAAAACAAAACCUCAACUGUAGUCAUUUCUGAUGGACUGUAGUGAACCAUGAUGGAUUGUGGUGGACUCAGAUGGACUAUGAUGGAGCGUGUUAGGCUCUGGAUCUGCAGUGAGGUUCAGGUCUGAGGUCUGAACUGGAUUUAUAUUAAAAAAAAUCUUUCCCUCAUCAUCUUCUGUCACCAUGGAAACCUAAGCAGCUACAAUGCAUCGUGAUGUCAUCGUGCUCUCAGCCAAUUGGUUGUAUGUUCUGACCAAUAGUUCAAUAAUUCAGUGUAAACUCACCUUCAUCUGUUAACUUAAUAAACACGAUUAAACACUGAA